Anoplophora glabripennis (Asian longhorned beetle) is the source of this 598-nucleotide messenger RNA. Its product is annotated as protein trunk. The record is from RefSeq and is a predicted model, not a curated record. Gene Ontology annotation, molecular function: signaling receptor binding. The transcript is spliced from 3 exons. The coding region runs from base 17 to 598 and encodes 193 amino acids. NCBI's taxonomy places the organism in Eukaryota, Metazoa, Arthropoda, Insecta, Coleoptera, Cerambycidae.
AUAUGUAAUUGCUGUGAUGUGUGUGCCUAGGCUAGACAAACAAGGAAAGGUACCAUGUACAGAAUUAUCCGAAGUAAUUCUAGAAGAGACUUUAGGGGCAGCUUUCAACGCUAGAUAUAUGAGCAUAGACAUGCCUUCUUUAGAGGUGUCCAAGAACUUUAAAAGGAAAGUUGGAUAUGAUUUGGACUUUUAUGUGGACAGUGAGUAUGAAGACGAUUCUGACGAACAACCAGCUUGGAGUGUCACUAAUCAUGUAGAGGAAACUAAGAAUAUCUUUAGCAACAAUAGGUACAGGAGGGACAUGGAUUAUUUACAAGAAUGGCACUGCAAAUCACGAAUAAAAUGGACGGAUCUGGGCCCCGAUUAUUUCCCGAGGUAUCUGAGAUCAGUGGAGUGCUUGACGGAGAGCUGCUGGUUUAAUAUGUACAAGUGCCGGCCGAGAUCCUUCACCGUGAAAAUUUUAAAAAGGAAGCGAGAUAGGUGCGUGCCGUCCGCGCAGGGCCCCAGAACCGGCGCUUCCGGUCUACCUAGGGAGCUGAGGGAGCUGUGGGUGUGGGAGGAGAAGGCGGUUAACUUUUGCUGUGACUGCUCCCCGUAG